CAACAUCAAAAUAAUGUUAAUUGUAAAAUAUUAAAUAUUUGUGAUUUUGUUAAGGGUCGUAUAGAUGGUAAUGUAAUUUCGACGAUCCAUUUACUUUAAUUACCACAUAUAAUUUAUGAUGUAUGGUCUUGAAGUCCAAUUAUGUGUCUGUAUAUAAAAUGUAAAAUCUAAUAGUAGCUAAAAAUAAAAUUAAGACGUCGAAGCUGUAUAAAAAGAUGAGAACCCGGAGUAAUUCAGGUGUCCGCCUGGAUUAUUACCAAAGAAUUGUCCACAAACUUAUUCUUGAUCAUCAACAACCCGUUACUGGGUUAUUCCCCGCUAGUCCGCAAAACGAUCAUGCUUGGAUUCGAGAUAAUUUGUACUGUAUUUUGGCGGUAUGGGGGCUCUCAAUGGCGUUCAAGAAAAUUGCCGAUCAAGAUGAAGAUCGUGCUAAAACAUAUGAAUUGGAACAAAGUUGUGUAAAACUUAUGCGGGGUCUUUUGAUGGCCAUGAUGCAGCAAAAGGAAAAAGUUGAGAAAUUUAAGAGCACUCAAAAUCCACAUGAUUCUCUGCAUGCAAAGUAUUCAUCCAUAACUGGCCGCACUGUUGUCACUGACACUGAAUGGGGUCAUUUGCAAAUAGAUGCCAUCUCUUUGUACCUUCUUGUUCUUGCACAAAUGACAGCUUCUGGUUUACAGAUAGUAUUCUCAUUAGAUGAAGUAGCCUUCAUCCAAAACUUAGUUUUUUACAUUGAAUCAGCUUAUUGUACUCCUGAUUAUGGUAUUUGGGAGAGAGGAGACAAAACUAAUCAUGGAUUGCCUGAACUUAAUGCCAGUUCAAUUGGCAUGGCCAAAGCAGCAUUAGAGGCUAUGAAUGAAUUGGACUUGUUUGGAGCCCGAGGAGGUCCUUCUAGUGUUAUACAUGUUUUAGCUGAUGAAGCACAAAAAUGUCAAGCUGUGCUACAAUCCAUGUUGCCGAGGGAGUCUAACAGUAAAGAAUUAGAUUCCGGCCUACUUUCCAUUAUAAGCUAUCCAGCAUUUGCAGUUGAUGAUCCACACUUGAUAACAAAGACUAGAGAUACAAUAGUUACCAAAUUGCAAGGAAAGUUUGGUUGCAAAAGAUUCUUGAGAGAUGGUCACAAAACACCAAGAGAAGAUCCAAAUAGGCUUUACUAUGAACCAUGGGAAUUGAGAAUGUUUGAAAACAUAGAAUGUGAAUGGCCUUUAUUUUUUUGCUAUCUUAUAUUAGACUAUUGUUUUCAAGGAGUUAAGAAUAAUGUUUCUGAAUACAUGCAGAAGUUGGAAAUGAUUAUGAUUAGGAAAGAUGAUGGUAUGAAGUUGGUCCCUGAAUUGUAUUCUGUGCCUGCAGAUAAAGCACACUUAGAACAAAGUGAACCUGGCAGUCAAGAGAGAAUCCCAUUGGGCAGAUGCCCAUUUAUUUGGGCUCAAUCUCUUUAUAUCCUAGGAAAAUUGCUCCAAGAAGGUUUUUUGGCUGUUGGGGAAUUAGAUCCGUUAAACAGAAGAUUGUGUUCAGAAAAGAAACCUGAUGUUGUAGUCCAAAUUGUAAUUUUAGCUGAGGAUAAUGAGAUUAGGGAUAAGCUUUUGGAAUAUGACUUACAUGUGCAAACAAUUAAUGAAGUUGCACCCAUUGAAGUUCAGCCAGCCAGGGUUCUCAGCCAUCUUUAUACUUAUUUAGGUAGAAACAAAAAAUUAGGUCUCUCAGGUAGAAAAUCACGUGAUGUUGGCAUUCUAAGCACAAGCAAACUUUAUUCAUUGAAUGAUAGAAUUUUCGCUUUUACACCACAGAAUUUUGACUACGAGGAGUACUACAUGACUCGUGACCCGGCGUUGCUCGCCAGCACGUUUACGGCGAACGUCGCUUUCCUUGGCAUGAGUUGGAAACAAAUGUUAGGAAGGCCGACAAUCACGUUAUUAGCCACACAAUAUUUAUUAGAUCAUGGAAAAAUACCAAUGGCCAUGAUAACAACAAUGAAAAAAUUGAAAUCUGGUUAUAUAAACGGCACAAGAGUGACAUUGGGUAAUCUUGGUGAUUUCUUGAGUACUUCGGCUAUAACAAAUCUAAGUUUCCUUGGGAGCCAAGAAGAUGGAUAUCCUGAUAAAUUAAAUCCCCAAGUGCAGAGCUAUCUCGAAGAGCACCUCCUCAAAUCGUUCAGCACAAAGUUCAGUCUGCUGUCGCGGCCCGCGGCGCGCGGACGUUCGCUGCGUCGUCGCAUGUCCGUGCGCGGCGCUAUUAAGAAAACGCGAUCGAUUAAUGUUGAUUCGGAAACAUUAGGAAUGGAAGGUGAGAAUGUGGGACCUCACGGCUUAUUGGAGAGGAAGCCGUCCUGGUUGGAAGUGGAUCCAGUAUAUGGGCGUAGUCCUUCGCCUGAGGAUGCUAAGAGGAAAUCAUUUACUAAGGGAACAUCUACUACAAAUUUAGGAGUGACACCAACUAUAGAAAUAACUAAGGAAAAAUCUCCAUCACCUCCCAAAGAAGAAGUUGUGAACAAGAACGUGGUGAUACGCAAUCGCACGAUAUCCGAGAGCCAGAGCUUAAUGUACGCGGAGCAAGAGACGGACGAGCUGAUCGGCAUGCUGAGGGAGACGGAAAGCCUGGAUGAACAGGGUGAUAUACUGCAGUACCUUGUUGAUACUCACGGAUUGGACUUUAAUACUGGAAUACUGGAAAAUGGAAAGCCAGUGACAGUCAAAGACCUACUCAAAGUCCUAUACGAAAAGGCGUGUUCCCAAAAGCUCUGGGGUCUCGUCCGCCACUCCGCCGGUAUGUUGGGCAAGAGGGUGGAGGACUUGGCUAAGGCCGUUACAGACCUGUUGGUGAGACAGAAACAGAUCACAGUGGGAAUGCCGCCUAACAAUGAGUACACUAUAACCGCGCCUUUACCGGAGAAUGAGCUGAGGCAGCUGAUACAUUGUGCAUACGGCGAUGACGAAAGUACGGCUAUGUUGACGCAAGAGCUACUUGUAUACUUGGCAAUGUUUAUACGCACGGAACCACAGCUCUUCUUGGAAAUGUUGCGUCUGCGAGUCGGACUUAUUAUUCAGGUAAUGGCAACGGAACUUUCUCGAACGCUUUCCUGCGAUGGCGAGGAGGCGUCGGAACAUCUGCUCAACUUGUCACCCUUUGAGAUGAAGAAUCUUUUAUACCACAUCCUCAGCGGAAAAGAGUUUGCUAUCAACAGCGCAGGACGCGGCAACUUUUCCAUAGUGAGUAACAAAUCGAAUCGUUACGGAAAGAAGUCACAGAUAAUGCUCGAAGGACAGAAUAUCCAGGGUGGUAUUGAAGAAACCCCAACAGUGGAGCCAGAUCGCCAAGGCCAGUGGCUGAGACGUCGUCGUUUGGACGGAGCGCUGAACCGCGUGCCGAGGGACUUCUACCCGAGGGUUUGGGGCGUUUUGGAAAAGUGUCAAGGCCUUGUAAUCCAAGGAAAAAUAUUGCAACCGAAUCUGACCCAAGAAAUGACGUCCGGAGAGUUGAAAUUCGCACUAGCCGUUGAAACAGUGCUGAAUUCAAUACCACAGCCCGAAUACAGGCAACUGGUUGUUGAGGCUCUUAUGGUUCUCACGUUAUUAGUAGAAUAUAAGACUAUUAACAACCUCGGUGGAAUGAUCACGGUGGAACAUUUGGUGCAUAAGGCGAAUCAGAUAUUUUUGGAAGAUCAGAUGCGGUGCAACGGCGACGCGACGCUGUGCUGCGCGAAGGCGGAGUCGUUCGGCGGCGCGCAGGUGUGCGGCGGCGCGGCGGGCGUGUGCCAGCUGCUGUACGACAGCGCGCCCAGCGGCAGCUACGGCACCAUGACCUACCUCGCGCGCGCCGUUGCCGCGCUGCUGGCGGACCGCAUGCCGCCCGACACGCCGCUCGAGUGCACCAUCACUUAGUUCCCUCUGUUGGGUGCGCGCGCCGUUGCCGCGCUGCUAGCAGAUGCGUUUCUUUUUUAAUUGCGUUGCAUAGAUUUUAUUCUUGUUAACUAGUAACAUUUUGGAAUGUUCAAUAUUUUGUAGGAUAUUGGGUAUUAUUAGGUGUAACAACUUUGAAGCUAGUAGUGUUUGUAUUAGUUUAAUUCUUUGUUCAGUGUCCUUGUUAUAUUUAUUUAAUAAUAACUAAAUGUAAUAUGCCCUUUUUCCUUCUAUAUAUUUUCUAUUCAUCAAUAUAACCUUUUACUGGCACAGGAAUUUGUCUAUGCAUCUAGGACCAUUUAUUGUAACCCAAAAAGUUCCUAAAUAAAGACCAUGCUAUUUUCGUAUACUACAAAGCAAUCUAUGAUAUAUUAUGUAACGGAAUGUUGCAACUAGACCCAGUGUACGCCAGUAAAGAUUUUUUUUAAUUUUUUUUUUGAAAUUUCUAGAACAGUACAACAUCAAUAGAAUGAGAAUGUUCUUUGUUUUAAGCUUUUCUAUAAUGCCUUCCUCUGAAAUUUGAUUUGUUUACGCAUUUUUUUAUUAAAAUAAGAGUGAAUUGUAGUAGGUAUCCUAUUUUGAAUGACGAUAACAACAUACUGAAUUCAUAUUUUGGGAAAAAUCAAACAAAUAAGAAGAUUGACUAAAUUAUGGCAUAACAAAACAAAAGCAUCAAAUACCGAAACUAUACAUAAAAGGGUAGAAGAAUUAGAAUAAUGAUUGUAAUAGAAUAUUGUGUUGAUUAAUUAUUUUUAUUAUUUUAUUGCAGUAUUCAAAAAUUUAAUUAUGUAGUUAUUUCUGAUUGAGUUAGUGUAAAAUGCCCGAAAAAAGAUAUUAAAGACGUUUAUAGUUA
Molecule: messenger RNA, 4746 nt
Organism: Zerene cesonia (dogface butterfly)
Lineage: Eukaryota; Metazoa; Arthropoda; Insecta; Lepidoptera; Pieridae
Product: probable phosphorylase b kinase regulatory subunit alpha
Exons: 17
Coding region: 216-3875 (1219 amino acids)
Biological process (GO): glycogen metabolic process
Cellular component (GO): phosphorylase kinase complex
Molecular function (GO): calmodulin binding
Source: RefSeq, a predicted model, not a curated record